This is a messenger RNA of Toxotes jaculatrix (banded archerfish), 1668 nucleotides long. RefSeq names its product RD3 domain-containing protein. The transcript has 3 exons. The coding region runs from base 103 to 789 and encodes 228 amino acids. The record is from RefSeq and is a predicted model, not a curated record. NCBI's taxonomy places the organism in Eukaryota, Metazoa, Chordata, Actinopteri, Toxotidae.
AUGGAGGCCAGCUGUUCAUCUGGCUGCUAACAGAGGCUUCACCCUACAACAGGUGGAUUUUUUUCAGACAGGAACACACAACAGAUUUGUAAAUCCAGUUUCAUGAAGAUGUUUCCUUGGUCCGCUGUUUUCUCCCUCGAGCCCAAAGUACCUGGACAGCGCACCACUGAGGAGUUAGUGACCAACACUCUGAUGUUGGAGCUGGGGGCCAUGGUGAAACGCACUGAACGUAUCCGUUUAGAGAGGGCGACAGAGGGCCGGCGCCGCCGUCGCAGCUCUUCCUCCACAGCUGACUACAGCUGGCUGGCCAACACCCCAACACCACAGCCCUACGAGCUGACACCCAACGACCUGCUGGAGCUGCAGGACCUCUGUGCCAAGAUCCCUCCUGCACAGUGUGGCCCUGUGAUUGUCAGGUUCAGGAGGCUGGUGUCGGAGAUGGAGCCUGAGGUUCAUGAGGUUCCCCGGCUGUUUCGCUCGGUACUGCGCGACUGUGUGGACGAGGUGAACGGAAACGAGGACGUUCAGACGCAGGACACAGUGUUCGAGAAGCAGCAGCGCAGCAAGAGCCUGUCCUUUGUUACUUUUCGCACAAAGUUUCGCACAGGGCACUUCUUCAAGGGCGGAGGCAUGAGAGGCUCCAGGGGGAAUCUGCAGCAGCAGGUGGAUUGGUCUGACGGGGAAGAGGAUGGAGAAGGAGAGGAGGAGGUCAUCAAGGCCAGGGCGAGGAAGGGAAGGAGCAGGAGCAUGCCAGAGAUUACCCCUAUGGAGCAAAGCGCCCAGGGGUGAGAGAAAGGAGGGAGAGUCAGGGGAGAGAUGAUGCCGAGGGGAUGGUAGGAUGGAGGGAAAGGAGUUCUGGAGGAGUUUUGGUUGGGGGAGAAAAUGAGAAGAGUCAGAGAGAGAGAAAAAGGAAGCCUAAAUUAUAGAGAACCAAUGUAAAUAUGUGGAGGAAAGACAAACACAUAAUGUUAAGGAAGAUGGGAAGAUAGCAUUCAGGGAAAAAUGGGGACAAAAUAGAUUUGUUCACAAGUUUUCUUUUUCCUAGUAAUCUGGCUUCUUUUAAAGGGAGGAGGAAAAUCAAAAGAGAGGGCGUUUAAAAGGAAACCUGUCUACUUACCUGUCUUUGGUCCAAGCAUUAUUGUUUUGGUUUUAAGAUGUCUGAAGCAGAGUUUUGUUUCGUCUCUAGCCGCGAUAGCUGCUCUUUGACACUGCCAGCAUCAUGCUAACACGCUACAAUGACAAUGCUAACAUGCUGAUAAAGCACAAUGUUUACCAUGUUAGACAUCUUAGUUUAGCGUGUUAGCAUGCUAACAUUUGCUAAUUAGCGCUAACCAGAAAGUACAACAGAUGGAAUGAUGGGAAUGUGAGUACCUUUGUAGGCAUUUGGUCAAAACCCAAAGAAUUGGACAAAUUGAUAUUUUGACCUAAUGAUGGUGCUAAAUGAAAUUUAUCACAUGAACCCCUCCAAUAGUUGUUCAGAUAUUUGCUGCUGACCUUCACAUGCUUCAGAUAUCUCUAAAACCAAUAAAAUAAUGCUCUCUGAACAACAGUUCCUGAUGAAUCAUCCAGACAACAUGAACUGUCCCUUUAAAAACAUGUUACAUAACAGACAGGACAGCUGUCAGUAGAUGAGUGGAAGUUCAGCUCAGGCCACUCGUCUGGAUAUUC